AUGGCAUGCAGCUGUGUUAGACCAAAUUACAAAGGGCCAGGUGUUGGAAUUUGGGCUUUGGCCCUGGGGCUCCAGUUUGCAGUUGGUGCUUUGAUGAUAUUCUUGGGUGCUCAGUCUACAGAUGUGUCUGGCCUACAGAACAUUGACCUUACACAGAGCUCGUUAUAUGAGGAUGGAAACGCUUCCAAAGUUGUCAAUGUCCUCGGCUGGUUGCAUCUUCUGUUUGCCGUGGUUUGCGGGGCCUUUGUCGUGCUGGGCCUGUUUGUCUGCGGAAUAUUCUUGUGUCCUCUCUGUGUGCUUGGUUGGAUCCAGUCACUCUUUUGUCUUAUAUCCACCUGUACGACAGCAGCAUACCUCCGUGGCUACUUGGAUAAGAUGAAAGAUCCUUCAAACGACAGCUCGGUGUUCAAGACGGGAGACCUCUUAUUUGCAUCACAAAACUGUGGAGGCUUGCUGCUCGCGUGCGUCCUCGCCUUCGCCGCAUGUGUUCUUUUAUCAAGAGCAACUAAAGUCAGCAGUGGAGAGUCUGUCACUGGCUCUGUCUUGAUGAUUUUCUCUAUGGGAUUAUAUGGCGCAACUGGAGCUAUUUUGGCAUGUGGUGGGGGCGGUUUGUCUCCCACUCCAGCCCUUAGCGUCCUGUGGGUUACCUUGACUGUUAUUGGGGCAUUCUUCAUGAACGUCCGCAGCUGUUUCUGCGAAAAGUUAUGCAAUGUCUUCAUGAUCGUUCUCUUUGGAGUCGGUGCCGCUCUGGCCUUUAUCACUACCGUGGUGUUGGCUUGCAUAUAUUCUACGACCACUAGAGACAUUGACGCCCGCCCGGAGUUCAUGCUCCUCGUACAAGUUAUGCAGGACGGGAAGGGAUUUUUUGCAUCCGUCGGUCUCACUGCCGCUGCUUUCAUCUUGUCCCUUCUAGCUGCGCUCUACGCUGCCCGCUCUCUUCUUUGCUGUGGACCGGGUGUCAGCCACAACUAA
Cyclospora cayetanensis is the source of this 972-nucleotide messenger RNA. RefSeq lists its product as uncharacterized. The transcript is spliced from 2 exons. NCBI's taxonomy places the organism in Eukaryota, Apicomplexa, Conoidasida, Eucoccidiorida, Eimeriidae. The record is from RefSeq and is a predicted model, not a curated record. The coding region runs from base 1 to 972 and encodes 323 amino acids.